AUGCAGGAACUCGACGACGUCCGGACGGAAGCAAGAGCUGCCAUUGAAGACUGGGCGAUCAAGGCUGAUCCUCCGUACAAGAAGCGUUUCUACAAGUUCUUCAAGACAGGGCCCGAGGGGUUUAGCAGGGGUUCUGUUUCUACUACUACGUCAGCGGAGAAGACUCUGACACCGUUGGAGGAGGCAGAGAAGGAGCUCGAGCUGAGAAACUGGUCGACGAUGUACCAGCAGACUUGCAACGGCCUCGGGCAGUCGCUCAAGGAUGUGCAGCAGCGAGCGCAGGGGGACGUGGGGAGGGUGUUGCAGCCGCUGUUGAACGAACUGAUGAAUGCCAAGGCGAAGGAGACGAUCAGCUCAGAGAUCAAGAACUACACGGGGUCAGAGCUCAACGACUUUGUGAGGCUCAUGCGAUCCCUCUCCAUCGCCUACGAGCAGUCGAGAAACGCGUAUUCCUCCGAGUACCUCGUGCAGUAUGUCCCUAAGGAAGUGCCGCUCGUCAAGCUCAACGUUGAUUUCCGCGCGUCCAGCCUCUCUGCUCCUGUGACCUAUGCUCCCCCCAAGGUUCCCCAUAGGACUGCCCCCGUCCUCGCACGCAUGGAGACUCCCAAGAUGGUGAAACCUGCGCCACGUCCUGAGGGCCAGAAGAACUUGCUAGCCUGGGGAGGAGGAGGAGGAAUCCAGACAUCUUCUUACAGAAUGUUCCACGGGAAGCCGAUGGAGAAAUACCCCAACGACUUCACCAGUGAGAAGUCGACUAUGAAACCAGCCAAGCCCACGUUGGAUCCCUUCGGAUCCAGCAUCACGAUCGGCAUGUCCGACUACCCUUACCACACGACGACAUACGAGGACACGCUCGGCCGGUCCGCUACCAUGGAGUACGACCGAACUCUAGUGUGA
Guillardia theta CCMP2712 is the source of this 897-nucleotide messenger RNA. RefSeq lists its product as hypothetical. The record is from RefSeq and is a predicted model, not a curated record. NCBI's taxonomy places the organism in Eukaryota, Cryptophyceae, Pyrenomonadales, Geminigeraceae. The coding region runs from base 1 to 897 and encodes 298 amino acids. The transcript is spliced from 12 exons.